Staurois parvus is the source of this 362-nucleotide messenger RNA. NCBI's taxonomy places the organism in Eukaryota, Metazoa, Chordata, Amphibia, Anura, Ranidae. The record is from the annotation of a GenBank genome assembly.
CACUGAUCAACAGAAGGAGUCGAAGAUGUCGGCUCGGUCAUGUGAUCAGCUGUGUCCAAUCACAGCUGAUCGCAUGGCACUGAUGAUCAAUGUGCCCUGAUGAUCAGUGUAGCCCAUCAGUGCCAGCUGUCAGUGCUCAUCCAUGCCACCUGCCAGUACCCAUCAGUGCCACAUCAAUGCCACAUAUCAGUGCCUACCAGUGCAUAUCAAUGCCACAUAUCAGUGCCCAUCUGAGCUGCCUUUCAGUGUCACCCAUCAGUGCCAGUCAGUACCACCUAUCAAUGCCAAUCAGUGCCACCUAUCAGUGCCAGUCAGUGCUGCCUAUCAGUGCCAGUCAGUGCCGCCUAUCAGUGUGCAUCAGU